UGAUCAAGAUGUAGCACUCUCAGAUCUGUCUGCAGCCGCAUGAAGGGUGCUGGUCUCUAGUUCCAUCAGGUCCUAGAAUCCGAAGAUAUGGAGUCUGCACUGAUGAUUGGAGUAAUCCCUGUGCUGUACUCAGCAGCAAGUGACAAAUCUGGCUACUAUGCUGGGCGGACACUGUGGUUAGGACUAACUUCAGUGUACAGCCUGGUGGUGUAUGUAGUCCGGAUGCCAUGGUACCACAUCUACGAAGAUUUCAAAUGCCAUGGAAAUAUCCCUUACCCUUGUCUCAUGGAGUGUUUUGAACAAAUGUUUGCCAUUCCUGUUUCAGAACUGUGGUGCUACUUCUACUUCAUCUUCAUAAUUCUCUUCUUCCUCACGGAAUUCUUCAUGGCUCAGAUUCGGCAUAAGCACACCAAGGAAAAGGAGAAGUUCACGCAGCAGGGAAAAGAGAACACAGUGGAAAUGGAGAAGGACUCGACGAAGGCAAUCAAGAAACAGAGCCCCUCUCAGAAGAUAUCCUUCCUGAAGUCCCACCAGGAAAAGGAAGUAUUAUAUUUGAAUCUGUUCCACACCCUCCUGCAGGUCAGCAUCCAGACUGUGUCCUUUUGCCUGCUCACAAACAAACACCUGCCCCUGAUAAGUAAAAACAACUUUCAUUGUAGCACCGAUGGCUGUCCUGGUCCCUAUCACUGCGUCAUCUGGGAAAUCUCUGAGAAGGAGCUGUCCUUGUACACCCUGGGCAUCUUCUCUAUCAUAAUCAUCAUCCUUGGCACAGGCUCUUUUGUAUACAGCAUCUACCACCACUUGCUGAUGGCCCGUUCAGUUUCCAAGGUUUGGAUUUUUUGACAUUUAUGAUAAACAACACUUUACUUUAAAGUCUUUCCUACCCCAGGCCAGGUAGUUUAGGUUCCUCCAUAUUUUGUUUGGGGCAGGGCCUGUUCUUGCUAACCUUCUUUCAAUUUUGAUUUGAAAACAGUAAAUGUUUGCUGUUCCCCCUUUUCUGUUCUAAGGCCUGGCUGGGAUAAUCUAAUUCUAAAAGCAAAACAAAACAAAACCAUGCCUAACAACUGACUACCAGGCAUUAGUACACAAUAACUCAUUUCCUUAACACUCACCUGUAAAGUGACGCCGAGGAAGAUAGGCAGCUAGUAAAGGCCACCUGCAGUCAGCAAGGGAGGCCAAUUUAAACUAAGGUCUCCCAGGCCCUAAUGUGCACCCUCCUGGAGCCGUUUGCUGUGCGGCUAAGAAGCAGAGCUUGUUUUUACUGUGAAGUCUACUGAAGAGAGGAGCAAGGAAAAACAGUGGGGGCACUGUGCCAGGAUGUAGGGACACCCUUUUAAGGUCACAGUUGUAUAUUCUUGCUCUCUAGUCAGAGACAAAAGACCCAGGAAGCUAAAUUCAAAUAAGCUGUACAUAACCUGACAGUGACCAUCUGGGAAAAGCACUGAGAUGCAGAGUGAACACAGCAUGUCGGACAAGACUUCUCAUCAGCUUUCAAGUCAUAUUCCAACACAGACAAGGCUGGCUCUACAGGGUGACACUGCUUUCAUAGGCCUUAAAGGGGCAGACCUGGAGAGUGGACUCGGUGCUAGAACUACGGGAGACCACGAGUGGAAGGAGUAGGGAAAGAGUAGGAGCAAGAGAAUGGCCAGGAGAGACAUUGGGUAUGAGCUGGUGAAAAGACAGAGACAAUUUCACCCAUGGGUUUGAGGGAGGGUAUGUUAUUAUGUCCAUAACAUAAUCUUCUAUAAUAUCUACAAAGAUGCCUUGUGGUCAUUUUCUCACAAUGAAGAACACAUUCACUCAGCAUACUGGAUCUUAAUGUAGGCCAAGUACUGGAGCAUAGAUAAUGUUGAUGAUUUGAAGAAGCAAACAUUAGAGCAGUGGUUCUCAACCUU
Molecule: messenger RNA, 1895 nt
Organism: Onychomys torridus (southern grasshopper mouse)
Lineage: Eukaryota; Metazoa; Chordata; Mammalia; Rodentia; Cricetidae
Exons: 2
Coding region: 88-843 (251 amino acids)
Source: RefSeq, a predicted model, not a curated record